AUGAAGCAUUUUAUGCAACCAAGAAACCCGAUCUUGAGAGAGAAUUCUGUUGAUACUCCACCAUCAAACCCUAGUUCGAUUAAGCAGACUAAAUCUUCUAGUAGAAAGCAGAAAUCUUCUAAAGAAAAUGCUCCACCUUCUGAUAUCAACGCUAUUCCAGAUUCGUCACCAUCUUUCACAGGUAAACCCUCUCCCGUCGCCGCUGGUAAAUUGAAAUCCCCCCUCCCACCAAGACCUCCUCCGUCAAACCCUCUCAAACGGAAGCUUAGUAACGAUUUUCCUCUUGAAAAUGGUGUUGCUGGAUCUUCUGAUACAGGAGUCAAGGUUAUUGUGCGAAUGCGGCCAGCAAACAAGAAUGAAGAAGAGGGGGAAAUGAUAGUCCAGAAGACAUCUGGUGAAUCAUUGUCUAUAGUUGGGCAACCAUUUACUUUUGAUUCUGUGGCAGAUGGAGCCUCAACUCAGGUAGAUAUAUUCCAGCUUGUAGGAGCUCCCCUUGUUGAAAAUUGUCUUUCUGGAUUCAACAGUUCUGUAUUUGCAUACGGGCAGACUGGGAGUGGAAAGACUUACACAAUAUGGGGGCCAGCCAAUGCAUUGUUGGAAGAGGAGUUAUCUAGUGAUCAACAAGGGUUGACACCACGUGUUUUUGAACAACUAUUUUUUCGCAUUACUGAGGAGCAAAGUAAACAUGCUGACAAGCAACUCAUGUAUCAGUGCCGCUGUUCUUUUCUCGAGAUCUACAAUGAACAAAUUACUGAUUUGUUGAAUCCAGCUCAAGGAAAUCUUCAUAUAAGAGAAGAUACCAAAACUGGUGUCUAUGUUGAAAAUUUGACUGAGGAGUCUGUUAGCACUAUAAAGGAUGUGAAGCAGCUUCUGAAAAAGGGGUUGUCAAACAGGAGGAUAGGAGCUACAAGUAUAAAUUUGGAGAGUUCUCGGUCUCACAGUGUUUUUACUUGUGUUGUUGAAUCACGAUGCAAGAGCAUGGACGGUCUGAGUAGCUUCAAAACUAGUCGAAUAAAUCUUGUUGACCUUGCUGGGUCAGAGAGACAAAAGUUAACUGGUGCAGCUGGAGAGCGCUUAAAAGAAGCUGGGAAUAUUAAUCGAUCACUUUCACAGCUCGGAAACUUGAUAAACAUUCUAGCGGAGGUUUCACAAACAGGAAAGCAAAGGCAUAUCCCUUACAGAGAUUCAAAAUUGACGUUUUUGUUGCAGGAAUCUCUUGGUGGUAAUGCAAAACUUGCUAUGGUCUGUGCCAUCUCUCCAGCACAAAGCUGUAAGAGCGAGACUUUUAGUACAUUGAGAUUUGCCCAGCGUGCCAAGGCUAUUAAGAACAAGGCAGUUGUUAAUGAGCAAAUGCAGGAUGAUGUGAAUACACUACGUGAAGUGAUAAGACAACUUAAGGAUGAACUGCUGCGUAUGAAGGCAAAUGGCAACCAAGCUGACCCAAGUACAGGCUAUUCAACAGGGUGGAAUGCUCGUAGAAGCUUGAAUCUUCUGAAAUUUAGCCUCAAUCGUCCAAUGAUGUUACAUCAAAUGGACGAUGAUAUGGAUGAAGAAAUGGAAAUCGUUCAGGAAGCUGAGCAAGUUCUUUCAGCAGCCACUGAAGCAUACAACAAUAUGGACACAGUUGCUGGAGAUGAUGAAGAAAUCUCAGUCCAUUCAAAUGACGUUUCUAUGGAUGAUGCUGGAAACGACACAUCUUCUUCAAAUGAUUUGGGGGACCGUGUUACUCCUAAUCUAAUGAUAGUACCAUCCGAAGUAACCCUAGUCCUGAAAUCUCCAACUCCAAGUGUUUCACCAAGAGUUACUAGCAGCAAUAGAAAGAGUUUGAGGACUUCCUCGACAUUGGAUGCUUCUCCUCAAACCGACCGUUUGGCGGCCAGUCUCCAUCGUGGUCUUGAAGUAAUUGAUAAACAUCGCAAAAGUUCUGCUCUGGGACGUUCAUCAUUCAGGUUUUCUUACAAACCUGUAAGCUGUGAACCAACAUCGAUUAGAAAAGAUGUUGGUGUGCAAACUCUUUCUCAAGAGAAAGAGUUAGCAGAAGAGAAGCCCAUUCCGUUUUUGUGCAGCAACUGCAAGUGCAAAAGCUCAGAAGUAGUAGAAGAUGGGAAUGAUGGUUCAAAUCUGCAGUUGGUUCCUGUUGAUGACUCACAGUUGGUCGAUAAAUCUAGGCAGCUAGUUCCAAAAGUAGUAGAAAAGGUCUUGGCCGGAGCUAUAAGGAGAGAAAUGGCACUAGAAGAGUUCUGCACCAGGCAAAACUUUGAAAUUAUGCAACUUAAUCGUCUGGUGCAACAGUAUAAACAUGAACGGGAGUGCAGUUCAAUCAUUGGGCAAUUGCAGGAAGACAAAAUUGCUCGUCUUGAGAAAUUGAUGGAUGGUGUUUUGUCUGCUGAGGAAUUCGUUGAUGAAGAAUUGACGUCUUUAGCAAAUGAGCAUAAGAUUCUGAAGGAAAAAUAUGAAAAUCAUCCAGAAAUUUUAAGGACAGAAACCGAGUUAAGAAAUGUACAAGAUGAAUUGGAACGUUACAAGAACUUCCAUGAUAUGGGGGAGAGGGAUGUGUUGUUGGAAGAGAUUCAAGAUCUAAGGACCCAACUUCAAUCUUAUAUAGAUUGUUCGCCUAAGUUGUCUCAAAAGCAGAGUACCGUCUUGCAAAUAACCUAUCCGUGUGAAUCCGAUGGAGCUCCAUCUUUAAGCACUAUUCCAGAAUCAACUGUGGAGAGUGCUGAACAGAGAUUUGAAUCAGAGAGAAUCAAAUUCAUUGAAGCAGAGAGCAAAUGGAUUUCUCUUGCAGAAGAGUUGAAAUGUGAACUCGAAGCUAGCCGGUUGCUUGCUGAAAAGCAAAAGCAGGAACUUGAUAUAGAGAAAAAAUGUUCAGAAGAGCUGAAGGAAGCUAUGCAAAUGGCCAUGGAGGGUCAUGCGCGCAUGCUUGAACAGUAUGCUGAUCUAGAGGAGAGACAUAUUAACAUGCUUAUUAGGCAGCGCAGAAUUCAAGAUGGGAUUGAAGAUGUUAAGAAAGCAGCUACUCGAGCUGGAGUAAGGGGCGCUGAAUCCAAAUUUAUAAAUGCCCUUGCUGCAGAAAUUUCAGCCCUAAAGGUGGAAAGAGAAAAGGAGAGACGACAUUUUAAGGAUGAGAAUAAAGGGCUUCAGGCCCAACUAAGAGAUACUGCUGAAGCUGUCCAGGCUGCUGGUGAAUUACUUGUCCGACUCAAAGAAGCAGAAGAAGCUGUUGCUGCUGCAGAGACACGAGCUAGAGAUGCUGAACAAGAAACAGAGAAUGCUUAUAAACAGAUUGAAAGACUAAAGAAAAAACAAAAGAAUGAGACACCGCCCCCGGUUUAUGAUAUGCCAAUAUAUGAUGGAGAUGAGUCAAACAUCACAUUUGACCAGCAACCCAGAGACGAAUUCUAUAAUAUCGACAAAGAAGAGUUUACCACACUACCAGAACCCUCUUCUUGGUUUUCUGGAUACGACAGAUGCAACAUAUAGGUACGAAUAUUCAAUAUCCAGAUUUGUAUGUACUGAUAGAAAUUCUUGUUAUGUAUAAAUAGCAAUAUGAUAUAAGCUUUUAAGGCCAUGUCUUUUAUCAAGCCUUUUCCUGGUGGUUCUCACAUACAGAGAAGACCACUUUAUAUGUCUUCCUCUCCUCCCUUGUAUCCCGUU
Messenger RNA from Cynara cardunculus var. scolymus (artichoke), 3657 nucleotides. Its product is annotated as kinesin-like protein KIN-12A. Gene Ontology annotation, biological process: microtubule-based movement. The transcript is spliced from 18 exons. Lineage: Eukaryota; Viridiplantae; Streptophyta; Magnoliopsida; Asterales; Asteraceae. The record is from RefSeq and is a predicted model, not a curated record. The coding region runs from base 1 to 3483 and encodes 1160 amino acids. Gene Ontology annotation, molecular function: microtubule motor activity; microtubule binding; ATP binding.